Dromiciops gliroides (monito del monte) is the source of this 2519-nucleotide messenger RNA. It is a transcript of the gene SGPL1, whose product is annotated as sphingosine-1-phosphate lyase 1. The record is from RefSeq and is a predicted model, not a curated record. The transcript is spliced from 15 exons. Gene Ontology annotation, biological process: sphingolipid catabolic process; carboxylic acid metabolic process. The coding region runs from base 146 to 1852 and encodes 568 amino acids. Gene Ontology annotation, cellular component: endoplasmic reticulum. NCBI's taxonomy places the organism in Eukaryota, Metazoa, Chordata, Mammalia, Microbiotheria, Microbiotheriidae. Gene Ontology annotation, molecular function: sphinganine-1-phosphate aldolase activity; pyridoxal phosphate binding.
GCGGAGCAGCCUCGGCUCCAAUCUCGGCGGCGGCUGCGGCGGUCCGGUCUGGGUCCGGGUCCGGGUCCGGGUCGGGCCUCCGAAGGAGGGGAGAGGGAGCCUGCUGCGGGCAAGAAGGCACAGACGGAAGAGCAAGAGGAGGAAGAUGUUAGACUGGGACCUUCUAAAGAUGAAGGCCAUUGAGCCCUAUCAAGAAAUCCUGGAGGUAUAUUUGAUCAAUGCCAAGAACUAUGUAAAUGGACACUGCACCAAAUAUGAACCCUGGCAGUUGAUUGCAUGGAGUGUGCUGUGGACCUUGCUGGUGGUGUGGCUCUAUGGGUUUAUCUUCCAGUCUGAGAGCUUAUUUUCAAGGGCCAAAAAGAAGUUUUUUAGAGUCAUCAGAAGAGUCCCUAUUAUUGGUACUAAGAUCCGGGAGAAAUUUAACAAGACCAGGGAAGACAUUGUCAAGCACCUGUCAUUUCUGAAAGUGGACCAAGAGUAUGUGAAAAACCUACCCGCUGAAGGUUUAAGCACAUCUGACCUUCUGGAGAGGCUCAAGGACUACAGCUCCCUGGGAAAUUCACAUUGGGAAGAUGGGAAAGUCUCAGGGACAGUGUACAGUGGUGAUGAGAAACUCACGGAACUUCUCGUGAAGGUUUAUGGAGAUUUUGCAUGGAGCAAUCCGUUACACCCAGAUGUCUUUCCAGGGACUCGGAAGAUGGAGGCGGAGAUUGUGAGGAUAGUUUGCACUCUCUUUAAUGGUGGACCAGAGUCUUGUGGUUCUGUGACUUCAGGGGGGACAGAGAGCAUCCUGAUGGCCUGCAAAGCCUAUCGAGACCUAGCUUAUGAAAAGGGCAUCAAAUUUCCAGAAAUUGUGGCCCCCGUCAGUGUCCACGCAGCCUUUGAGAAGGCAGCCCAUUAUUUUGGGAUGAAGCUGGUACGUGUUCCACUGAAUAAGAAGAUGGAGGUGGACGUCAAGGCAAUGAGAAGAGCCAUUUCCGGUAACACUGCAAUGCUUGUCUGUUCAGCGCCUCAGUUCCCCCAUGGGGUGAUAGAUCCUGUCCCCGAAGUGGCCAAGCUAGCUGUCAAGUAUAAAAUCCCUCUCCAUGUAGAUGCCUGUUUGGGGGGCUUCCUCAUUGUCUUCAUGCAGCAAGCAGGAUACCCACUGGAUCAGCAAUUUGAUUUCCGGGUAAAAGGCGUGACUAGCAUUUCAGCAGAUACUCAUAAGUACGGCUAUGCUCCCAAGGGCUCGUCUGUGCUGAUGUACAGCAGCAAGGAAUAUAGGCGCUACCAGUUCUUCAUUGCCCCCGACUGGCCCGGAGGCAUCUACGCUUCUCCUAAUAUAGCAGGAUCGCGGCCUGGCGGUAUCAUCGCAGCCUGCUGGGCCACCUUAAUGCACAUGGGAGAAAAUGGCUAUGUUGAGGCCACCAAGAAUAUCAUCAGAACCGCCCGCUUCCUCAAGUCAGAGCUAGAAAAAAUCAAAGGCAUCUUUGUUUUGGGGAAUCCUCAGGUGUCGGUCAUUGCCUUAGGGUCACAUGACUUCGACAUCUUUCGGCUCUCUAAUCUCAUGACUGCCAAGGGUUGGAACUUGAAUGUUUUGCAGUUCCCAUCAAGUAUCCACAUCUGCAUUACCCUGAUUCACACUCGUCCCAAGGUUUCCAUGCUGUUUCUGAAGGAUGUCCGGGAAUCGGUCACACAGAUCAUGAAGAAUCCUAAGGCCAGGACAACGGGCAUGGGCGCCAUUUAUGGGAUGUCCCAGACUGUCCCCGACAGGAAGAUGGUGGCAGAAUUGACAGAGGCCUUCUUGGACAGUCUUUACACCACAGACACCUAUCAGGGCAGUCAAAAGAACGGUUCCCCCAAACCCCACUGAGCCUGUGCCUGGGGAUGCCUUCCGGCCAUGGUCCUGGGCCCAUCUUCAGAGGAAGCCUGCCGCUCUGAGCUGUGGUGGUGGUGGUUCACAUCCCACUGCAUGUGUCACCUGGAGACGUCUGGAUCUGAGGCACUCUUCUCCCUGUCCUCUCCAACUCCCAGCGUUACUAUUGAUUGGAAGAUAACCAGAGGAUUUCCUCAUUUAGUGAUCAUGUCCCUGUUCUGUCCCUUUGUUAUCCAUUUAUUAGCAGUUUCACCCUCCCGUAAUCAUUGUGUUGCUGUUCCGACCUCUCCUGCUUCCUUAGGGAAGUGGAGCAGGAGGAUAGCCUCUCUGCCCUCCCUCUGAGCAGCCUCCGCGUGUCUGUCUUUGUCGCCCUCAGCGGAGGGUUUGUGUGGCUCUCCUAAGGAGGAGCCAUCACUCUGCCUCCUCUGCACUGAUCUGGGCUCCUGUUACCAGCAAGCACCAGGAGGAGGCCCCUGGACCCACUCGUGCAUGAUGGCUUCUUAUUUCGUGGGAGGCCGGCUGCUCUGAGCCAUUGUUUCUGGUGGGAUCAUGUUGGAUCAGUCCAUUUCUUUCCACAGAAAGUGGCUCAGCUCAGUCCUGCCGUCCCACCAAAGGGAAGAUUGGACUGGACUUGCCUGCUAAUACAUUACAAAUCCCCUCUGGA